CAUUUGGGCACUUUAUAACUUUGUGCGCUUAAUAAAGUAUCACUUCAAGUCGUCGCCUUCAGUAAUAUAUAUAAAAAUAUAACUAAAAAAAAAACCAUAAUAAAUCGAAGUGAAGUAACAAAAAUAACCUAUAAAGAUGCGUAUGCUAAACUUGAAUCAAGUUGCUCCGGACUUCAAUACUCAGGCGGUGAUUGCCGGAGGUUACCGGAACUUGUCACUCCUGGACUUGCGUGGAAGAUACGUGCUUAUGGUUUUCUAUCCGGCGGACUUUUCUUAUGUUUGCCCGACGGAGCUGCAGGCAUUCAGUGAUCGGGCCCAGGAAUUCCGGAACAUCGGCUGCGAGGUACUGGCCUGUUCGACGGAUAGUCACUUUGUCCAUUGCGCUUGGAUGAAUACUCCACGGAAGAUAGGGGGUCUGGGGGAAAUGGACAUUCCACUCCUGGCCGACAAGAGCAUGAAGAUUGCCCGGGAUUAUGGAGUAUUGGACGAAAGCACGGGACUGGCAUUGCGUGCUCUAUUCAUUAUUGAUCGGGAGGGACGUAUUCGUCAGAUCACCAUUAAUGACAUGGGCGUGGGUCGCAGUGUUGACGAGGCACUGCGUCUGGUCCAGGCCUUCCAGUUCGCAGAUGAGUUCGGGGAACUGUGCCCCGUCAACUGGCGCCCGGGGGGGCGUGGCAUCAAGCCCGACAGCGCCGGCAAGGAGGAUUACUUCAAACAUGCAACCUGAUUACAAUAAUACACGAUUUCUUUACACAAGAGUGCAAGCAGCUAAAUAUAAUACUAAUUCAUAUACUAUAA
Drosophila ananassae is the source of this 798-nucleotide messenger RNA. RefSeq names its product peroxiredoxin-2. The coding region runs from base 137 to 727 and encodes 196 amino acids. The record is from RefSeq and is a predicted model, not a curated record. Gene Ontology annotation, biological process: cell redox homeostasis; response to oxidative stress; cellular response to stress. The transcript has a single exon. Gene Ontology annotation, molecular function: thioredoxin peroxidase activity. Gene Ontology annotation, cellular component: cytosol. Lineage: Eukaryota; Metazoa; Arthropoda; Insecta; Diptera; Drosophilidae.